Messenger RNA from Paralichthys olivaceus (Japanese flounder), 1800 nucleotides. The record is from RefSeq and is a predicted model, not a curated record. NCBI's taxonomy places the organism in Eukaryota, Metazoa, Chordata, Actinopteri, Pleuronectiformes, Paralichthyidae.
AUGGUUUCCUCGUACUGUUUCUGCUCGGACAGCAGAGGUCGAGAGCUGGAGAACACAGGUGUGGAGCUGCUCCUGUCUGAAGUGUACGACUCUGCGUUCACCGGACUCCGGUCCGGUCGCUCCGUGUCUCAGAGCAACAUCUACAGAGUCCUGCAGCGAAGGAUGCUGGGAGUCCGCCUCGCCAUCACUGGACACUUCAGAUGUCCCUCGGCCUGUGAGGAGGAGCGGCGGGCGGCCCAGUCCGAUCACUACGUCCCGUCCUGUGACGACGCAGGAGCGUUCACUUCCAGACAGUGCCAGCAGGGGGGGCAGUGCUGGUGUGUGGAGCCCACAGGCAGAGAGCAUCCUGGGAGUCGACAGUUUGGAGACUCUCUGAUCUGCAAUACAGGUGUUGACUGUCUCUCUCAGCGGCGUCUCGCUCUCUCUCAUCUUUUUUCUGGACCCGUUGAUCCUCCUCCUGGCGCCUUGUCGGCCAGAUCUCCAGCUUCCUGUCUCGAGCUCCUUCGGCCUCUCCGUGACAUCCUGCCGGUGGAGGCGGAUGUGAGCUCCUUCCUGUCUCGCCUGGUUGAAGUCCUCCAGGGUCUCUUCCCCACUGUGGGAGGAGCUCUGCAGGCUCUGGCUCGGGCCUCCCCUCGUCGCCUCCAGGAGAACCUGUUCGGAGGGAAGUUUCUGAAGAAUGCUGCGGACUUUAACUUCAGUGGAGCGGUGGGAGCUCGAGGAGCUCUGGGUCUGGAGCUGCUCUCCUCUAACGGCGUCGCCAUCGGCCUCCAGAGGAACCGGGACUUGGUCCAGUCUGUCAGUAGAGCGCUGGAGGACCCCGCCUUCCUCGCCACCCUCCAACACACACUCACAGGAAGCAGCAGCACCUCCUCCCUGCAGCAGGUUCUGGCCCCUCUGCUCCGUCACUGCUCUGCUGACGAGGACGACGAUGCAGCGGCCACAUUUGUUCCCAGUUGCACGUCCAGUGGAGGUUUCCAGGAGGUUCAGUGUCAGGGUGGGGACUGCUGGUGUGUCGACCCUCAGGGUCAGGAGGUCACGGGGUCGCGGACCUCUGGUCGUCGGCCUCGUUGUCCGACCCGGUGUGAGAGAGAGAGAGCCAUGGCACUGCAGGUGAAAGGAAAGAUGUCGGCCGGAGCUGAAAUCCACAUCCCAGCAUGCUCAGAGAGGGGAGACUUCCUACCGCUGCAGUGUGUUGGGUCACGCUGCUUCUGUGUGGACACUGAGGGACAAACAAUGAUUGCUGGGCCAACAGGGGGCGCUGUCAACUGCUCACAGAGACCAACACAGAAGCUUCAGUCCUUCACAGGUCGCUGCUCUCAGGCGUUGGCCGAGGUCACGGCGUUCAGAGAGCGGGUGAAGAGUGUCGCCGCUUUCUCUCAGUCCACACACAUCCCUCUGGGGUACGGAUUCCUAUUGGCUGAAGGUCUGCGUCUGACCCCGGACGAGCUUCAAAUCAACCAAUCACAGGAGGAGAUGCAGAUUUCUGAGCAGCUGCUGAGUCAAUCCUACGCCGCUCUGCGAUUGGCUGCCUCCUCCACUGUCCAGAUGUUCCUGCGGCCUCAGCGUCGUUCCUACCAGCCGUUCACACCUCAGUGUGAUGCUGACGGACACUGGAUGUACACACAGUGUUACCACAGCACAGGUCAGUGUUGGUGUGUCGAUGAAGACGGAGAGUUCGUCCACAACUCUCUGACCAGCCGCUCACUCAUCCUGCCCACAUGUCUGACUCGCUGUCAGAGAGCUCGGGCUCACACUCUGCUCUCUGGUUGGAUGAAACUUCAUCAAACAACGUGUGAGGAG